GAGAGAGAGAGAGAGAGAGAAAGAUGAGUUCAUAUCAAGUCGGCAAAAACCGUUUUGUUGUUGGUAGACUUAUACAUACACACAAACACACACAUAUGCUUGUGACCUGUGAGUGUGAGUUCAAGUCUUUUUUUUUUUUGAACCAGUGGUAAAAAUCAAGAAAAACGUUGACGUUGACUGUAUUAUAUAUUGUAUAUGUUUUUGGGCGAUGAUUUUUGUUUUUGUUUUUUGUUUUUUUGUUUUUUUUUCCGUGGUCAAAAACAAUUGACCAAUCGAUUUUAUUGAUAACGAAAAAAAAAUUAGUAAUCAAUUAAACGAUCAAUCAUUAACGAGCAACAGGUUACACCGUUAAUUUUAUGUGGUGGUCAUUUUUUUUCUUGUUUGGUCAAAAAAAAAAAUCAUUCAAUUUUCGUUUAUAACAAUGUAAUACGGAUGAUUUAAUGUUUGUGAAUUUAGUGGAUAAAAACAAAAAUAAAAAGCAAGACAAAAUGUCGAAUAAAUAUCGUCAGCAACAAAAAGAAGAUUAUCUAGAGAAAACAUUCACCGAAUAUAUUGGCUGUCAUCCAACAUACACUAUACCAUUGAUACGUGCACAUAAUUUCAUAAUGCGUGAUAUUGGUCCAAUCAAUCCAGCUGUUCGAUAUUAUGUGGCCAUUAUGGCCGCAUCAAGACAUCGUUGUUCAUAUUUAGUACAUUUUUUGCGUAAACAAUUUUUAAUCAUUGGUGGUGAUGCUGAUUGGUUGAAAGGACUGGAAUAUGCACCGAUCAAAUUACAAUCAUUAAAUACUAUCAAUAAAAUUCUUGCACAUCAACCAUGGUUAUUGAAAACUACCCAUAUACAGGUAUUAUUUGGUCAGAGUUUAACAAAAAAUAUCAAUUCAUGGACAUUACCAGAAUUAACGCAUGCAAUUAUUAUAAUGGCACAUUUUCAUUCAUUAUGUUCAUUGGCAUUUGGUUGUCGUUUUGGUUAUGAACCACCUGAAUGUAAUGGAGAAGAAGAUGGUGAAUAUGAAGAGAUUGAAAUUGAAGAAUUACGUUUUGAUGGUGAUAGUGGUAGUAGUACUAUUAAAAAAAUUGUCAAACGUAGUCCAGCAUCACGUUUGAUUGUUGAACGUUGUCGCCAAUUGGAACAGGAAGAUGCAAAUUUAGCAAAAAUAAUGAAUUCAUUUACAUUGGCUACGGCUGCUACAAGUGGUGCCGGAAAAAGGAAACAUAACAAAUAUCAUCAUAAUAAUAAUAAAUCAUCAUCAAAUACGGUUACAACAGAAACGAUUACAAAACAUAAUGAUAAUGAUAAUAAUGAUGGAACAUCUGGAUCAAAUAGUACAACGAAAAUUGAUUCAAAACCAAUGAUCACUGUUGUUGAUAAUGGUGAAUUCAAACCGAAUACAUGGUCUGAAGAUGAAUGGCAAAAACAUAAUUUCAAUGUUUAUAUUGAUGAUCCAGAAUUUGUUUAUAUUGAUUUUGCUAAACGUGGCCGUACAUCAGAAUCAUCAACAUAUCGUAUACAGGAUUAUCAAUGGGAUGAUCAAGGCUAUAGCCUUUCUAAUUAUCUUUAUCCAGAUGUAGCUAGUUUUUUGGAUGAAAAAUUUAAAGUUGGUUAUAAUCUAACCUAUUAUACGCUUGGUCCAAAAACCAACAUUGAUACAUCGCCAUUUCGUCGUGCUGUUUGGAAUUAUAUACAAAGUAUAUAUGGUAUACGUCAUGAUGAUUAUAAUUAUCGUGAAGUAAACAUUUUACUUGAACGACAACUUAAAUGUUAUAUAAAACAUUUAGCUUGUUUUCCACAAUUAACAUCUAGACAUGAUUUCCGUUCCGUAAUGAAAGGUUUUCGUGCAUCGGAAAAAGUUCAUGUUAUCAUAAUGGUUGCUGAAGCUCGUUUACAGGCAGAAAUUCUAUAUGCAAUGCGUACUUUGAUGGAAUAUAUGAAAUUAUCAGCUUAAUAUUAGAAAAAACAAAACAAAACACACACACAUACACAUUGUUCUCCUUCUUCUUCGUUGCCGUUCGUUGUUAUUGUCCACCUUUUUUGUUGUUGUUGUUGUUGUUGUCACAAUCGAAUUUCAUAAUUCAAUCUAUAAUCAAUUCGUUGAUUGAUUGCCAUGUUUGAUGUUCUCAUAUUCAUAUUAUCUCAUUCUUUAUCCACAAUUAUUGUACACCCACCCACACACAUACACACACACCCACAUACAGACAGACAGACUGUAUUCAUUUGCUAAUUGUUUUCUUGAUUUUGUGAUAUUUAAAAAAAAUGAUGAUUAAUUA
This is a messenger RNA of Dermatophagoides farinae (American house dust mite), 2265 nucleotides long. It is a transcript of the gene Sesn, whose product is annotated as Sestrin. Gene Ontology annotation, molecular function: L-leucine binding; oxidoreductase activity, acting on peroxide as acceptor. NCBI's taxonomy places the organism in Eukaryota, Metazoa, Arthropoda, Arachnida, Sarcoptiformes, Pyroglyphidae. Gene Ontology annotation, cellular component: nucleus. The record is from RefSeq and is a predicted model, not a curated record. Gene Ontology annotation, biological process: negative regulation of TORC1 signaling; positive regulation of macroautophagy; regulation of response to reactive oxygen species.